AUGUUCCCAGCUUGCCCUUGCCUCUGGGUCCUCGUGGUCCUGGGCUCCAGCUGGGCAGGCUGGGGGAGCCUAGGGGCUGAAGCAGCGCGGCUAAGGCAGUUCUACGUGGCUGCUCAGAGCAUCAGCUGGAACUAUCGCCCCGAGUCCACAAACCUUAGUUCGAAUACUUUUGCAACCUCCUUUAAGAAAAUUGUCUAUAGAGAGUAUGAAGCAUAUUUUCAGAAAGAAAAACCACAAUCCAGAACUUCAGGACUUCUUGGGCCUACUUUAUAUGCUGAAGUUGGAGACAUCAUGAAAGUUCACUUUAAGAAUAAGGCAGACAAGCCCUUAAGCAUCCAUCCUCAAGGAAUUAAGUACAGUAAAUUCUCAGAAGGUGCUUCUUACCCUGACCACACAUUCCCUGUGGAGAGGAUGGAUGAUUCUGUAGCUCCGGGCCAAGAAUAUACCUAUGAGUGGAAUAUCAGUGAGGACAGUGGGCCCACCCACGAUGACCCUCCAUGCCUCACAUAUAUCUAUUACUCCUAUGAAAAUCUGGUAUACGACUUCAACUCUGGACUGAUUGGACCUCUGCUUAUUUGUAAGAAAGGCACCCUAACUGAGGAUGGGAUACAGAAGAUGUUUGACAAGCAACAUGUACUGAUGUUUGCUGUGUUUGAUGAAAGUAAAAGCUGGAACCAGACAUCAUCCCUAAUGUACACAGUCAAUGGCUAUGUGAAUGGGACAAUGCCAGAUAUAACAGUUUGUGCCCAUGACCACAUCAGUUGGCAUCUGAUUGGAAUGAGCUCUGGGCCAGAACUGUUCUCCAUUCAUUUCAACGGCCAGGUCCUGGAGCAGAACCAUCAUAAGAUCUCAGCCAUCACUCUCGUCAGUGCUACAUCCACAACUGCAAACAUGACUGUGAGCCUAGAGGGAAGGUGGAUCAUAUCUUCGCUCAUCCCAAAACAUUUUCAAGCUGGGAUGCAGGCUUACAUAGACAUUAAAAACUGUGCAAAGAAAACCAGGAAUCCUAAGAAACUAACUCGAGACCAGAGGCGGCACGUUAAGAGAUGGGAAUACUUCAUUGCUGCAGAGGAAGUCAUUUGGGACUAUGCACCUAUAAUACCAGCAAACAUGGACAAAAAGUACAGAUCUCUGCAUUUGGAUAAUUUCUCAAACCAAAUUGGAAAACAUUAUAAGAAGGUUGUCUACAAACAGUAUCAAGAUGCAUCCUUCACCAAACGCCUGGAGAAUCCCGAUAUCAAAGAUGGGAUCUUGGGCCCUAUUAUCAGAGCCCAGGUCAGAGACACACUUAAAAUCAUGUUCAAAAAUAUGGCCAGCCGCAGCUACAGCAUUUACCCUCAUGGUGUGACCUUCUCUCCUUAUGAAGAUGAAGUCAACUCUUCCUCCACCUCAGGCAGUAACACCAUGAUCAAAGCAGUUCAACCAGGGGAAACCUAUACUUAUAAGUGGAACAUCCUAGAGUCUGAUGAACCCAUGGAAAAUGAUGCUCAGUGCUUAACAAGACCAUACUACAGUAAUGUGGACAUCACAAGGGACAUUGCCUCUGGGCUGAUAGGGCUACUUCUAAUUUGUAAGAGCAGAUCCUUGGAUAAGCGAGGCAUACAGAGGGCAGCAGACAUUGAGCAGCAGGCUGUGUUUGUUGUGUUUGAUGAGAACAAGAGCUGGUACAUUGAGGACAACAUCUACAAGUUUUGUGAAAAUCCUGAGAAGGUGAAACGUGAUGACCCCAGGUUUUAUGAGUCAAACAUCAUGAGCACUAUCAAUGGCUAUGUGCCUGAGAGCAUACCCAUACUAGGAUUCUGCUUUGAUGACACCGUCCAGUGGCACUUCUGCAGUAUGGGAACCCAGAAUGACAUUUUGACCAUUCACUUCACUGGGCACUCAUUCAUCUAUGGAAAGAAACAUGAGGACACCUUGACCCUCUUCCCUAUGCGUGGGGAAUCUGUGACUGUCACAAUGGAUAAUGUUGGAACUUGGAUGUUAACUACCAUGAAUUCCAAUCCAAGAAGCAAAAAACUGUGGCUGAGAUUCAGGGAUGUUAAGUGUAUCCGGGAUUAUGAUGAUGACUUAUAUGAGAUUACAUACGAACUUUCAGGAUCUACAUCCCUAACUACAAGGAAAAUGCGUGAUUCUUCAGAAAUCAAAGAUAAAAAUAAUGAUGCUGACUAUGAUUACCAGAACAAACUGGCUUUAUCAUUAGGAAUCAGGUCAUUCAGAAAUUCAUCAUCAAAUCAGGAGGAAGAUGAGUUCAAUCUUACCGCCCUGGCUCUGGAGAACAACUCUGAAUUCAUUCCUCCAAGUACCAACAGAACUGUUGGUUCAAAUUCUUCUUCCCCAGGUAACAUUAGCAGGCUUAUUGCCAAUAACUUUUCACAACUUCUGAAAAUUUUUCCUCACCCAGAAGCCACCACAGCUGGUCCCCCGCUAGGACACACCAGCUUAGAUAAGAACUCAGUUCUCAACCCACCCACAGCAGAGCAUUCCAGCCCUUAUUCUGAAGACCCUAUAGAAGAUCCUCUAUACUCAGAUGUCACAGGGAUAAGCCUGCUUCCAUUUGGUACAGAAGAAUUCAGAAAUCAAGAACGUGCUAAACGUAAAAGAUUCAAGGCAGGAAGAGGCCAAGCAGCAAAGCAUAGGUUCUCCCAGAUGGAAUUCCCAGCACAUAAAACUGGUAGACAUUUAAGCCAUGGCAACUCUUCUUCUUCCAGAAUACGGCCCUGGGAGAACCUUCCCAGUGAUCUGUUACUCUUACAACAAAAGGAUCCAUCUAAGAUUCUGAAUGGGGAAUGGCAUUUGGUUUCUGAGAAAGGCAGUUAUGAAAUAAUCCAAGAUACUGAUACUGAUGAAGAUAAGCUGCCAAACAGCCCCCAGAAUGACUCAAGGACUUGGGGAGAAAACAUCCCUUUUAAAAACAAGCAUGGAAAGCAGAGUGGCCACCCAACGUUUUUUGUAACUAGACAUAAACCUCUACAAGGAAGACAAGAUGGAGGAAAUAGUAGAUUGAAGAAAGGCCCUUUUUUAAUUAGGACACGAAGAAAGAAAAAGGAAGAGAAGCCUGCACACCAUGUUCCUCUAUCUCCAAGGAGUUUUCACCCUCUGAGAGUAGAGGCCAACACCCUAUUUUCAGACAGGAGACAUAAUCAUUCAUUGUUACUCCACACAUCCAGUGAAACAUCUCUUCCCGCAGACCUCAAUCAGACAUUCCCCUCUAUGAAACUUAGCCUCAUAGCCUCACUUCCUGAUGGUGAUCAAAACCCCCCAAAUGACACCAGUCAGACAAGCUCCCCUCCAGAUCUUUAUCAGACAGUGAGCCCAGAGGAACACUAUCAAACAUUCCCUAUUCAAGACUCUGAUCCAAUGCACUCCACUACAGUCCCCAGUCACAGAUCUCCUCCUCCAGAGCCCAGCCAGAUACCCGACUAUGACCUAAGAAACAAGGCCUUCCCUACUGAUGUUAGUCAAACGUUCCCUUCCUUGGAACUUGAAGUCUGGCAGACGAUUCUCUCUCCAGACCUCAGCCAGACAACGCUUUCCCCAGACCUUAGCCAGGAGACUCUCUCUCCAGACCUCAGCCAGACAACACUUUCCCCAUAUCUUAGCCAGGAGACUCUCUCUCCAGACCUCAGCCUGAUGUCCCUUUCCCCAGACGUUGGCCAGGAGACUCUCUCUCCAGACCUCAGCCAGACAACGCUUUCCCCAGACCUCAGCCAGGAGACUCUCUCUACAGACCCUGACCAGAUGGCUCUUUCCCCAGACCUUGGCCAGGAGACUGUCUCUCCAGACCUCAGCCAGACAACACUUUCCCCAGACCUCAGCCAGGAGACUCUCUCUACAGACCUUGACCAGAUGACUGUCUCUCCAGACCUCAGCCAGACAACACUUUCCCCAGACCUCAGCCAGGAGACUCUCUCUCCAGACCUCAGCCAGACAACACUUUCCCCAGACCUCAGCCAGGAGACUCUCUCUCCAGACCUCAGCCUGAUGGCCCUUUCCCCAGACGUUGGCCAGGAGACUCUCUGUCCAGACCUCAGCCAGACAACGCUUUCCCCAGACCUCAGCCAGGCUCUCUCUCCAGACAUCAGCCAGACAGUUCUUUCCCCAGACCUCAGCCAGGAGAUUCUCUCUCCAGACCUCAGCCAGACAACCCUUUCUCCAGACCUUGGCCAGACAACACUUUCCCCAGACCUUGGCCAGACAACUCUUCCCCCAAACCUCAGUCAGAUGCCACUUUCCCCAGACCUCAACCAGGCAACUGUCUCUCCAGACAUCAGUCAGACAUCCCUUCCUCUUGAUCUCAGGCAGACAUCACCUCCUCUAGAUCUCGAUCAGACAUCCCACACUUCUGAAUCUAGUCAGUCAUUGCCUCUCCCAGAAUUUGGUCAGACUUUCCCUUAUGCAGAUCUUGGUCAGAUGCCAUCUCCUCCACCACACUCUCCACUAAAUAACACUUUUAUACCAAGAGAAUUUAAUCCACUGGUCGUAGUAGGCCUCAGUAGAGAUGAUGGAGAUUACGUUGAAAUUAUUCCAAGGCAGAAGGAAGAGAGCAGUGAAGAAGACUAUGGUGAAUUUGAUUUUGUGGCCUAUGAUGACCCUUACCAAACUGAUCUUAGGACAGACAUCAACUCCUCCAGAAAUCCUGACAACAUUGCAGCAUGGUACCUUCGCAGCAACAAUGGAAACAGAAAAAAUUAUUACAUUGCUGCUGAAGAACUAUCCUGGGAUUAUUCAAAAUUUGCACAAAGUGAAGACACUGAUGAUGUUUCAAAGGACACCAUAUACAAGAAAGUAGUUUUUCGAAAGUACCUUGAUAGCACUUUUAACAAGCUUGAUCCUCGGGGAGAGUAUGAAGAGCAUCUUGGCAUACUUGGUCCUAUCAUUAGAGCUGAAGUGGAUGAUGUUAUCCAAGUUCGUUUUAAAAACUUAGCAUCCAGACCAUAUUCUCUUCAUGCCCAUGGGCUUUCCUAUGAAAAAUCAUCAGAGGGAAAGACUUAUGAAGAUGACUCUCCUGAAUGGUUUAAGGAAGACAAUGCUGUUCAGCCCAACAGCACUUAUACAUAUGUAUGGCACGCCACUGAGCGAUCAGGGCCAGAAAAUCCUGGCUCUGCCUGUCGGGCUUGGGCCUACUACUCGGCAGUGAACCCGGAAAAAGAUAUUCAUUCAGGCUUGAUAGGACCCCUUCUGAUCUGCCGAAAAGGAACACUUCAUAAGGAGACCAACAUGCCUGUGGACAUGAGAGAAUUUGUCCUACUUUUUAUGGUCUUUGAUGAAAAGAAGAGCUGGUACUAUGAAAAGAAGCCCACGAGGUCUUGGAGACGCACAUCCUCAGAAGUAAAAAACUCCCAUGAGUUUCAUGCCAUUAAUGGGAUGAUCUACAACUUGCCUGGCUUGAGAAUGUACGAGCAAGAGUGGGUGAGGUUGCACCUGCUGAAUGUAGGCGGCUCCCGGGACAUUCACGUGGUUCACUUUCAUGGCCAGACCUUGCUGGAAAAUGGCACUCAACAGCACCAGUUAGGGGUCUGGCCUCUUCUGCCUGGUUCAUUUAAAACUCUUGAAAUGAAGGCAUCAAAACCUGGCUGGUGGCUCCUAGACACAGAAGUUGGAGAAAACCAGAGAGCAGGGAUGCAAACACCAUUUCUCAUCACAGACAGAGACUGUAAAAUGCCAAUGGGACUAAGCACUGGUCUCAUAGCUGACUCACAGAUCAAGGCUUCUGAGUUUUGGGGUUAUUGGGAACCCAAAUUAGCAAGACUAAACAAUGGUGGAUCAUAUAAUGCUUGGAUCGCAGAAAAACUUUCAACAGAAUUUAACCCUAAACCUUGGAUCCAGGUAGACAUGCGAAGGGAAGUCCUGUUCACAGGGAUCCAGACCCAAGGUGCCAAACACUACCUGAAGCCUUACUACACCACCGAGUUCUUCGUGGCUUACAGCUCUGACCGGACAAACUGGCGGAUCUUCAAAGGGAACAGCACUAGGAACGUGAUGUAUUUUAAUGGCAAUUCAGAUGCCUCUACAAUAAAAGAGAAUCAGUUUGACCCACCUGUUGUGGCUAGAUAUAUUAGAAUCUCUCCAACUAAAUCCUAUAACAAACCUGCCCUUCGACUGGAGCUGCAAGGUUGCGAGGUUAACGGAUGCUCCACACCGCUGGGUAUGGAAAGUGGAAAGAUAGAAAACAAGCAAAUCACAGCUUCCUCACUUAAAAACUCUUGGUGGGGAGAUUACUGGGAACCCUUCCGUGCCCGUCUUAAUGCCCAGGGCCGUGUGAAUGCCUGGCAAGCCAAGGCAAACAACAACAAUCAGUGGUUACAAAUUGAUCUGCUCAAAAUCAAGAAGAUAACAGCGAUUGUAACACAGGGUUGCAAGUCUCUGUCCUCUGAAAUGUAUGUGAAGAGCUACACCAUCCAGUACAGUGACCAGGGAGUUGAAUGGAAACCUUACAGAGAGAAAUCCUCGUUGGUGGACAAGAUUUUUGAAGGAAAUAAUAAUAUCAACGGACAUGCGAAGAACUUUUUCAACCCACCAAUCAUUUCCAGGUUUAUACGCAUCAUUCCUAAAACAUGGAAUCAAAGCAUUGCACUUCGCCUGGAACUCUUUGGCUGUGAUAUUUAA
Molecule: messenger RNA, 6606 nt
Organism: Mesoplodon densirostris (Blainville's beaked whale)
Lineage: Eukaryota; Metazoa; Chordata; Mammalia; Artiodactyla; Ziphiidae
Gene: F5
Product: coagulation factor V
Exons: 27
Coding region: 1-6606 (2201 amino acids)
Molecular function (GO): copper ion binding
Source: RefSeq, a predicted model, not a curated record